Molecule: messenger RNA, 807 nt
Organism: Protopolystoma xenopodis
Lineage: Eukaryota; Metazoa; Platyhelminthes; Monogenea; Polystomatidea; Polystomatidae
Source: the annotation of a GenBank genome assembly
UUGGUUUCUGUUUCUGUUUCUGGUACUGUUUCUGUUUCUGUUUCUCUAUCCGUUUCUGGUUCUGUUUCUGGGUCUUUUUCUGUUUCUGGUUCUGUUUCUGUUUCUGUUCGUGUUUCUGUUUCUGUUUUUGUUUUUGUUUCUGUUUCUGUUUCGGUUUCGGUUUCUUUUUCUGCUUCGUGUUCUGUUUCUGUUUUUGUUAAUUUUUCUAGUUCGGUUUCUCUCUCUGGUUCUGCUUCUGUUUAUGUUUGUGGCUCUGUUUUUGUUUCUGGUUCUGUUUCUUUUUCCAAAUCUGUUAAUUGUUCUGUUUUUGGUUCUAUUUCUGGUACUGGCCCUGUUUCUUGUUCUGUUUCUUGUGCUGUUUCAGGUUCUGUUUAUGUUUCUGUUUCUUGUUCUGUUUCUGUUUCUGAUUCUGUUUCUGUAUCUGUUUCUGGUUCUGCUGCUGUUUCUGUUGCUGUUUCUGUUUUUGUUUCUGUUUCGGUUUUGGUUUUGGUUUCGUUUUCUGUUUCGUGUUCUGUUUUUGUUUAUUUUUCUGGUUCGGUUUCUCUUUCUGCUCUGUUUCUGGUUCUGUUUCUAUUUUCCAAAUCUGUUAAUUGUUCUGUUUUUGGUUCUGUUUCUGGUUCUGGCCCUGUUUCUUGUUCUGUUUCUGUCUCUUUUUCUAGCUCUGUAUAUCAUUCUGUUUCUGGUUCUGUUUAUGUUUACGUUUCUUGUUCUGUUUCUGAUUCUGUUUCUGAUUCUGUUUCUGAUUCUGAUUCUGUUUCUGAUUCUCUUUCUAUUUCUGUUUUUGGUUCUGUUUCUGUUUGUGGUUCU